Messenger RNA from Gasterosteus aculeatus aculeatus (three-spined stickleback), 2583 nucleotides. RefSeq names its product cell adhesion molecule CEACAM5. NCBI's taxonomy places the organism in Eukaryota, Metazoa, Chordata, Actinopteri, Perciformes, Gasterosteidae. The record is from RefSeq and is a predicted model, not a curated record.
AUGUGUACUUCUUUAGGUGUCUCUGGCAUCAGCAUCGAGAGUCCCGGUACAGUGACGAUGGGAAAGACAUACGCAUUCACGUGCAAUGUGGCUUGCUACCCAUCCUGCAGCUUUACGUGGGACUACAUGGGGAAGACCUUCCAGGGUGACCAGACCGAAAUACCCAUCUUGCAUAAGGGGGAAAGGAGAAAGUUUGUCAGUCACCAAGACAUCACUUUUAGCGAAUAUUCAAAAAUUGAGCAUCUGACAUGUGUGGCCACAAACUCAAUAUCUGGUGCCAGCAUCAACACCACGGUGGAGCUGACGGUCAUCGACCCAAUUUCGGUGCGUGCCACCUCUGAGGCCCUGCCAAUUGCCGGCAAGUCUUUCUCGCUGCAGUGUGUUGGCUCUCAGAACCCAGCCUCCAUUACGUGGCUGAAGAACAAACAGCCAGUGUCAGCCUCCCAGACGGUGCAUUUCAGCCCUGACAACGUCACGAUGACCUUCGGCCCCCUGCUGCAGGCGGACGACGGUUCAUACCAAUGCGUGGUGGCAGAGGGGGAGCCCAUCAUCCAGUCCUCUGUCUACGAGAUGCAAGUCAACUACGGGCCGUCCUCCGUCGUGAUCACCGGGGUCGACACAAUGACUCUGGGAAUGACGUACGAGUUUGAGUGCUCAGCCAGCUGCUACCCCGCAUGUCAGUUCACCUGGAGCUGGGGCGAGGAGACCUCCCCGGGCCCGAAGCUGAUCUUGCAGCUGGAGGAACCAGAGCAGACACAGAACCUGACCUGCACGGCACUCAACCCCACUACGGAGACAUCAGUCGCCGCCCAGAAGACGCUGCACGUCAUUGACGGACCAACAAACAUACAUGUCAGAGGUCCGGCGUUCCUGACUGCAGGAGUGGAAUCCAACUUCACCUGCUCGGCCGACUGCCACCCCUCCUGCAACUUCUCGUGGAUUGUUAGCGCGGAUGAGCAGACGCUCCUCGUCGCACAAGGCAGCACAAUAUCCGUCGAUCUGUCCGCUAACGCUUCCCUCUCAGAUGUCAGUGUGGAGUGUAAGGCCCAGGAGACCCUCUCACAUCUCUACAUUGAGAAUAACCUGCAGCUGCAAUUGGCGAGUUUAUCUAACAUUAACAUCGCCGGAGACAGCGCAGUGGCGAUAGGAAGCGAGUACACGUACAGGUGCUCCGCCGUGUGCGCGCCGUCCUGUGAUUUCACCUGGAGGUUCAUGGGGAAGAUUUUUGAGGGCGAUCAGCUGGAUCUCACUAUUAGUGACUACUCUAAGAUUGAGCCUCUCACCUGUGAGGCCAAGAACACAUUAUCCAACACCACCAUCACCGCCACUGUUAACCUCACCGUCACUGACCCGUUCUCGGUGCGGGCCUCCUCCCAAGCCCCGCCGGUUGCAGGCCGGCCCUUCGCUCUGCUGUGCGAGGGGCCUCAGGAACCCGACUCCAUCACAUGGCUCAAGAAUAAGAAUCAAAUGCUAGCGUCCGAAAGGGUGCAAUUCUCCCCUGACAACACCACAAUCACGUUCAGUUUUCUCGUGCGCGAGGAUGACGGCUUAUACCAGUGUCUGGUGGUGGAGGGGGAGAACCGCACCAUCCACGACAACACGCUGGUGGUGGUGGUUGAGGGGGGAGUCCCCAAUCUGUCCGUGGGCUACCUGAUGGAAGUGAACUACGGGCCGAACGAGGUGCUCAUUGAGAAAGCAAACGAACUGCCGGUGGGUGAGGUGAUGCUGGUUCAGCCCGGAUCCACAACAGAACUGCAGUGUUCGAGCCAAUGCUUCCCCGCGUGCCUCAUCACCUGGUUUUACCAAGGAACGACUCUGUCUACCAACGCCUCCAUAUCCUUCACACCUGUGAUACCUCCGUACGCGGCAGCCCUCUCCUGCAUUGCAUCCAACCCGGUGACGGGGCAAAACGGAUCGGCCAUGACCACGGUGGAGGUGCCCGACGGGCCGACGAACGUGGUCAUCGGCGGACCAGCGGCUCUUGAAAUCGGGGUCACGGCGAGCUUCACUUGCUCAGCCGAGUGCUCUCCUUCCUGCACCUUCACGUGGACCUUGUACGGGGGGACGAUGACGGGCAGCGUGAUCGACAUCACCGUGAACCGCCACGUGUCCAGCGAGUCCAUCAGCUGCCAGGCUGAGAACACCUUCACCGGGCAGACGGCCACGGCUAACGAGACGCUCAGUGUCUCAGAUCCUCACUGGUGCGGAUGUUGAAACACGAGAAGAACCGCACUCAUUCUUCAAGUGCACAUUUUUUCUGAUCUGCUUCAUGCUCGGCAGUAAUGUUCUUAUGAAUACGGCUUACCGUGGGCAUACAGGUGUAUUUACUCAGGCAUUGUUUGAUGGGACUGUGAUGGACUGGCGGGCUGAGUAGGGCGUCUCUCUGACAGGUUCCAACCCCUUGGUGACCCCGGACUGGAUUAGACAGCUAUGAGGAUGGAUGUUGUGUGCUUGACUAACAACUUCUAGGGAUUUCAAUUACACAGCUUAUCUUAUUUUCCUUCACAAUAUGUAGGUCUUGCCAAACAGUGCAGUGCAGUAUUGUGCUCAAUAAACAAUGAACUUCUGUUCCUUUUCUGAUUA